AAUUUAAAAUUGAUUUAAACGGGAAAAAAUUUGCAUGGCAAGGAGUUGCUCUACUUCCAUUCAUUGAUGAGUCGCGUUUACUUAAAGCCAUAGAGUCGGUAUAUCCUCAAUUAAAUACUGAUGAGAUUACAAGAAACACUCGUGGAUCUGAAAUUCUUUGUUUUAGCAACAAACAUCAAUUAUAUAGUAACUUAUCUUCUAUAUACUCAAAACAUGACUCAGUAAAGCCAAUGCCAUUGGAUCCAACUAUUAGUGACAAACUGAUUGGAUUUGUCUCAAAAGAUCCAAAAUUUAUACCUGAAAGUACAUUUCGUUCACCUUUAAUUGAAAAAAAUAUGCCAGAUAUUGCUGUUGAUAGAUCAUUGAGUGUAUUCUAUCACCUUCCAGCUAAAACAGCUAACAAUGCACAUAAAUCCAUCCUUUUACGAAAUGUCAGGAUGGAUUCUCCAGUAUUGGGAUGGGAAGAUCAUGAAUGGAUAAGAAACGAUGACCGUGCUUAUCACAACAGUCAUGAUACGCAUAGCUACCAAAAUAAACCUCCCGAUACUUAUCUUCCCGAUUAUCAAAGUAGAUCCAACAUAAAUAUGUAUGGUGAUGAUAGAGAAUCACGUCGGAAUCAUUAUAUUUCUAGUAGUACUUCCGGGAAUCAUUAUAACUAUCAUGACACAUCACGUUACCAGCAUAAUUCUAACAAUUACCAUGAGAACAGAGGCUCUUCGCAAUAUGGAAAUCGAUAUAGUAAUAGUCAUAGUCAAAGAUAUAAUCGU
Molecule: messenger RNA, 767 nt
Organism: Funneliformis mosseae
Lineage: Eukaryota; Fungi; Glomeromycota; Glomeromycetes; Glomerales; Glomeraceae
Source: the annotation of a GenBank genome assembly